CUUAACAUCCAGGCAGAGAAGAUAAAAGUUUGAUCCAUACAGAUCAGGGCAGAUCCAUGGCUCUCUCUCUCUCUCUCUCUUUGGUGGACUAUAAAAGGUCUAACAUGUUAAGCCACAGGAAGAUUUGACGACAUCUACAGGACAUCGAGAAUUCUUUCCAUAAUGUGAAUAAAUGCUGACAAUUUCCCAGUGGGCACUCAAACCAUGGAAGGAUUAACAUCUCCUCGGAUUGCCUUCUGAUAUUGGGUUUAUUGGUGCCAGAUCUGCACUUAGAAAAACACCCGAAAAUAGAAAAAGAAUUCCAAUCAAACUCGACUUGGACUCACAAUGAAAAUCCCACCCAAUCAUUCCCUGUGUCCUGUGCUGCUCUGCCUCAGUUUUAUUUGUUUCACAAUGUCUGUUCAAAAGUCUAUUAAAGUGGAAAGAAAUCAAAGCAAGCACUUAGAGGAAGAGAAGCAAGUGCAUCAUCGUCCCAAGCGUGGUUGGGUCUGGAACCAAUUCUUUGUUUUAGAAGAACACAUAGGACCAGAAGCUCAGUACGUGGGCAAGCUUCACUCGAAUGCAGACAAAGGCGAUGGAUCGGUCAAGUACAUCCUUUCAGGGGAAGGAGCUGGCUCUAUAUUCGUUAUUGAUGACAGCACAGGAGAUAUUCAUGCAACUAAAAGUCUAGAUCGUGAGCAGAGGGUACAUUAUAUUCUUCAUGCUCAAGCUUUGGACAGAAAGACAAACAAGCCCCUUGAACCGGAGUCUGAGUUUAUCAUCAAGGUGCAGGAUAUAAAUGAUAACGCACCAGCCUUUUUGGAAGGACCUUACUCUGCAUCUGUCCCCGAAAUGUCUGAAGUUGGUACAUCGGUACUUCAGAUAACAGCUACAGAUGCUGAUGAUCCGACAUAUGGAAACAGUGCCAGGGUGGUGUACAGUAUCCUGCAGGGACAGCCAUACUUUUCUGUGGAUCCCAACACAGGAAUCAUCAGAACAGCCUUACCCAACAUGGACAGGGAAGCAAGAGAACAGUAUUCUGUCGUCAUUCAAGCCAAAGAUAUGGCUGGACAGAUAGGAGGGCUGUCGGGCUCGACAACAAUUAAUAUAACUCUAACUGAUGCCAAUGACAAUCCUCCCAGAUUCCCACAAAAACACUACCAGCUGUAUGUACCUGAGUCAGCCACUGUGGGCACAGCUGUAGGUAAGAUUAAGGCAACUGAUCCUGAUAUUGGAGUGAAUGCAGACAUGAAAUACAGCAUCAUUGAUGGAGACGGUUUAGGUAUUUUCACCAUUUCCACAGACAAAGAUACCAGGGAAGGAGUUAUUAUUCUAAAGAAGCCACUAAACUAUGAAAAGAAGAAGGUGUUUACAAUAAAAAUAGAAGGAGAAAACACCCACAUUGAUCCUCACUUUUGGAACCUGGGUCCAUUCAAGGAUACUGCAAAUCUGAAAAUUAUUGUUGGAGACGUGGAUGAACCUCCUGUGUUCUCUGAACCCUUUUAUGUGAUGGAUGUUUAUGAAAAUACAAAGCUAGGAACUGUGGUCGGAGCAGUGACAGCACAAGACCCUGACAGUGCCAAAAACCUCAUCAGAUACUUUAUUGAACAUGAUGAAGAAGCAGAGGGGUAUUUCAACGUUGAUGCAAACAGUGGGGUUAUUAAGACCAUGAAGCAACUGGACAGGGAAAACACACCUUGGCUUAACAUCACAAUCAUCGCAUCAGAACAUGACAACCCAUUGCAGCUGACUCAAGUUCCAGUUGCCAUUCAAGUUCUUGAUGUUAAUGACAAUACACCAGAGCUUGCUGAGGAUUAUGACACAAUCCUGUGUGAGAAUGCCAAACCUGGUCAGGUUAUUCAGACAGUGCGCGCUGUUGACAAGGAUGAUUUUGCCAAUGGGCCAAGGUUUUACUUUUCCUUUGUGGAGGGUUUUCCACCAAACCCAAAUUUUACACUGCGGGAUAAUGAAGACAGUACAGCUAGUAUUAUGAUACGACGAAGAAAAUUCAGCCGGCACCUCCAGGAGGUCUACCAACUACCAAUUGUGGUUUCUGACAGUGGAAAUCCCAUUCUGAGCAGCACUGGUACUCUCACUAUCAGAGUGUGUGCUUGUGAGAGAAAUGGCAAGGUCCGAACAUGCAGUGCUGAAGCGUACCUCUCUGCAGCCGGUUUGAGUACUGGGGCAUUAAUAGCCAUUUUACUGUGCAUCAUCAUCCUGCUGGCCAUCAUUGUUCUCUUCAUCACCUUGAAGCGGAGUAAAAAAGAGCCUCUCAUCAUCUCGGAAGAAGAUAUCAGAGAAAAUGUGGUGACAUAUGAUGAUGAGGGAGGAGGAGAGGAGGACACAGAAGCGUUUGACAUCACGGCGCUGAGGAACCCUGCAGUAGCUGAGGAAGUGCGAUUUCGGCGAGAUGUCAGACCAGAUGUACAGCCUGUUCCCAGACACAGACCCCCCUCAGCCCCAAACAGCCCUGACAUUCAUGAGUUUAUUACACAAAAACUGCAGGAAGCUGACCUGGAUCUAAGUGUUCCUCCUUAUGACUCUCUCCAGACAUAUGCAUACGAAGGUCAUGGGUCCAUAGCAGGGUCAAUAAGUUCACUGGAUUCAGUCACCACACACUCGGAACAGGAUUAUAAUUAUAUUGGAGAUUGGGGACCUCAGUUCAAAAAACUGUCAGAACUGUACGGAGUAGAUGAGUCAGAAAGAACCAAUUAGUUUUCAUUCCCAUAGUAAAACACUUGUAUGUAAAACAAAGAAAAAACAUCAGAUUUCCAUUUCUUCAGCUACAAUUGUUCCACAAUUUUACUGUAGCAGCAAGUGCCCUUUUAAUAUUUUGAAAGAUGGGUUCAACAAACAAAUGAAAAGAACACAUUUUGAAAAUAUAAAAAAUA
Carcharodon carcharias (great white shark) is the source of this 2870-nucleotide messenger RNA. Its product is annotated as cadherin-18-like. Gene Ontology annotation, cellular component: adherens junction; catenin complex; plasma membrane. Gene Ontology annotation, biological process: multicellular organism development; calcium-dependent cell-cell adhesion; cell morphogenesis. The transcript has 12 exons. The record is from RefSeq and is a predicted model, not a curated record. Bases 328 to 2694 code for a protein of 788 amino acids. NCBI's taxonomy places the organism in Eukaryota, Metazoa, Chordata, Chondrichthyes, Lamniformes, Lamnidae. Gene Ontology annotation, molecular function: calcium ion binding; cadherin binding.